Molecule: messenger RNA, 2964 nt
Organism: Poecilia latipinna (sailfin molly)
Lineage: Eukaryota; Metazoa; Chordata; Actinopteri; Cyprinodontiformes; Poeciliidae
Gene: adora1b
Product: adenosine A1 receptor b
Exons: 2
Coding region: 785-1930 (381 amino acids)
Biological process (GO): G protein-coupled adenosine receptor signaling pathway
Cellular component (GO): plasma membrane; synapse; dendrite
Molecular function (GO): G protein-coupled adenosine receptor activity
Source: RefSeq, a predicted model, not a curated record
CACUUGUCGAGGCCCGUGGCAGAGAAAUAUCCUCGGGGAGGAGAGCGAGACUUCCUCUGGGAUGGUCCCACAGAAAGUUGCACAUAAUUUCUUGAAAGAUUAGUUACGGAACAAACCAUCCCUCCAAUGAAUCCACCCCAUUACAUAGAAAAGAAACCGGUCCAACAGGCUCUGAUAAACGAAAACAGAGGCAAAUGAAAUCAUCUGGAGCUUCACGCUUCACGGUCACUCCUAAUAAAAAAAGAGAAAGGAAAACACACAGAGACAAAGAAAGAGAGGGACGAGAGAGAGAGAGCGAGAGAGAGAUGGGGGACAGAGCGCACUGCCGUCUGCACAGGAGCUGAAUCUGUGCGCGCUUUCCUGCCAAAAAUGCGCAGGCAGCGGCGCUGUUAAAACGUGCUCUGUCAAACUGAAAGACGUAGGCUGACAAAACGCCCAGCGCCCUCUCGAAGAAACCGGAGCCAGUGGGAAGGAUGCUGCGCUUACGAGAAGCAGGUGUAUCCAGCCAAGUGGAGGGGACGCAGGGAACCGAGCGGGAGCGACCCGCUGGAGCCGCUGGACAAAAACACCUGCUUCAGAGGAACAGCCCGCAGUCUUCGCCGCUUCUUUCCUAUUUUUAAUAGCUGGAUUUGGUCCCUCGAGAUGUACAUCUGGCAUCCAGAGUGGGGAAUAAGGGCGCCAUGAGACUGACGGACGCACAACUAAUUUGGGAAACACCUUAGAGGACAAGAGAAGAAAACAAAGAUAGUGUGCACGUCUUUGUUGAUCACAGAGAUCUGCUGACAUGCCCGGGACGGUCUCCUCGGCGCCGCCGCUCUACAUAGGCAUGGAGGUCCUGAUAGCUGUAGCCUCCGUGAUAGGGAAUGUGAUGGUGGUUUGGGCGGUGAAAAUUAAUAAGUCCCUGCGAGACACCACGUUUUGCUUCAUCGUCUCCCUGGCUGUGGCGGAUAUUGCGGUGGGAGCGCUGGUCAUCCCCCUGGCCAUCACGGUCAGCAUCGGACUUGAGACUUACUUUUACAGCUGCCUGCUCGGGACGUGCACCAUGCUGGUGCUGACGGAAAGUUCAAUCCUGGCCCUGCUGGCCAUCGCGAUUGACCGCUAUCUCAGGGUCAAGAUCCCGACCAGGUACAAGCGGGUGGUGACGUCCCGGCGGGCCGGCCUGGCUGUGGUGAUGUGCUGGACACUGGCGUUCGUCGUGGGCCUGACGCCCAUGUUAGGGUGGAACAAUCUAAAGCACCUCCAGGAAAACGGCACGAUCGGCCCGGACCUCAUCGUCACCUGCGGGUUUGAGACCGUCAUCAGUAUGAAGUACAUGGUUUACUUCAACUUCUUCGGCUGCGUGCUGCCGCCUCUGGUGUUCAUGCUGGUCAUCUACGUGGAGAUCUUUUACAUGAUCCACAAGCAGCUGAACAACAAGAAAAUCACCUCCAGCUUCUCAGACCCCAACAAGUACUACAACAAAGAGUUGAAUCUCGCGAAAUCUCUUGUCCUGGUGUUUGUUCUGUUCGCCAUCAGCUGGCUCCCCCUUCAUGUCAUCAACUGCAUCACGUUGUUCUGUCCCAAGUGCGACAAGCCGAUGGUUCUGCUCUACAUCGCCAUCCUGCUCACUCACGGCAACUCCGCUGUCAACCCAAUCGUCUACGCUUUCCGCAUCAAAAAGUUUCGCACUGCAUUUCAGAAAAUAUGGCAGCAGUACUUCUGCUGCAAGGAGACGCUGGCGUUGGACUUCCAGCAAAGUGACAGAAAAGACACGCCCAACGUGGAGCCAAAACCGGCCGCGUCGCCGCAGCCCGCUCACGAGGGCGUCUUUAAAUCGUAUCCUUCGCUGGAGCUGCAGCCGCCUCCGCUGGAGCUCCAGGACGAGCAGAAGAUUAUAACAUCUCAGAAAACUUACAAACUUCCCCCUUUUGUCGAGCAGAGCGUAGCCUGAGCGAAGGAGGGCGAUGGAUGGCUAAAGAAAUAACCUCUUGUGCAAAAGCGGUGGCUCUCUCCUCAUAUGAAUGUAGUUUGAAGAGAACGGAUCACAGCAAGUCGCCGCAAAGCUCUUGCAAUUUGCAACGUGGGUCUGUGGAAGAUUGUUCGUCCUCAGGAACAGCAUACAUGCGCAUAACAGUGCAGGCAGCGUACUGAGAAGCCUGCAAUGUCUAUUUACGUGCUUAUCUUAGUAAGAUACUGAGCACACGAAGCUUUAACUGUACUAUUACUUAUGGUGAAGCAGUUUGUGUGAACAUUAGAAAAUGUGCAAUAUAAGUUGUUGUGGUUUGUCAAGUAUCGACAUCUCCAUGCUACGACUUGCCUGAACAUUUAUACAUCAGAUAGAGCAGGGUAAUCUUACUACUUUAAUACUGUGUAUGUUCCAACUGACUCUGGCUAAAAAAAAAAAAAAAAAAAACGUAUAUAUGAAUGUAAUCGUGUAAAUAUGAGACGGCAUUCACUUGUGAAUGCUCGACUUAAUCUUCAGGGUCUAAAUCGCACAACGACGUGUGCAGGAAGCAGUGUUAAGGGACGGAACAACGUAAUGAGAGUUUGUGUCUCUCCUCUGGAGCUCAGUCAGGCCUCAGGUGUUCCAGCUGCGGUUUCCUGUUGCAGACGAGAUGGACGGGGACAUAAACAAGCACACAGAGGCUUUAAAAUUUUAAAAGCUACAUGCAGGACACUUGUAGCAGCUCACAGGGGAAAAACACAAGAUGCUCUUAGAUCUCAUGUUUGUUCAGUCUCCACGUCAGUAAGCUGUGAGUGAAGUUUUCUUUAGCUCCUUGUCAUCGCUACAUCACGGCAGUUUACCAUCACCAACUGUGGCUUUCAGGGCCUUGUUCAAAUACUCAGCCGAACACUGACUAAAUUCUGAAAUGUCAACCUGAAGAUUGUGAGUUUAACCUGUAAGCUUAUUAUUUUGCAUCUUGCCAAACUGAAGCAUCUUCAGAUUCAUAAUUAAACUAUGUUCAAUACCUCUUAAACACAGGA